Messenger RNA from Vollenhovia emeryi, 2486 nucleotides. Its product is annotated as cleft lip and palate transmembrane protein 1 homolog. Gene Ontology annotation, cellular component: endomembrane system; membrane. NCBI's taxonomy places the organism in Eukaryota, Metazoa, Arthropoda, Insecta, Hymenoptera, Formicidae. Bases 21 to 1982 code for a protein of 653 amino acids. The transcript has 6 exons. The record is from RefSeq and is a predicted model, not a curated record.
CCUCUGCGUUUCUUCUGUUUAUGAUCGAAGGAUGCUCACGGGACUUGGCGAAAAAAAUGGUGGUUAAUGGAGACGAUCGUCGUGACAACGCGGAAGUAGAUGUCACAGAAAGCAUGGAUAACAGUCAACCGAACGGUGAAUUGGUACCGAGAACCGAACAAAAUAACGACGAAGCAGACGCAAACGUGGAGAAUAACGAUCAGAGGCAGAAGGCACAGCAGUCGCGCCUAGAAUCGUUUUUUGCCAUAACAAAAUCGCUGAUCAUACGAGCUCUUAUAAUUUAUUUUAUUAGUAGCCUCUUUAGACGCUCUGAUAAUAAUCCCAAGUCUCCCAGCGCUGUUGGCGACGCGCGUUUGCAAGCUGUAAAUAUAUUUUCGAAUGGGACGUUAUUUGACCUUAGUGUUUAUCUGUCGGAGUCGGAGAACUUCAAGAGGUUCGACGAUCCACGAUCUUUAAUUUGGUUCGAGGAGGGCCUGAUUUAUGGGGAUUGGUAUGGCGGGCCAGAUCGAGAUGGAUCCAGGGUUCUCGAGCACACGUUUGUUCCUUCCGAGCGGUUGAAACAAAACGGCUCGAUCUACCUUCACAUAUACAUAACAAAAACUGGAAAGUCGCCGAAUCCCAAGGCUGGCAAGGGCGUUUACGCCGGCGACUAUGUGUCCUACUCGCGAAAGAUGUUGAACAAGUUUAAAAAAAUCAGGUACCAGAAGAGGCACAACCUGUUGACCGGUGAAAGUACAGCCAGUAAAGAAGAGAUGGCGAAAGCCGAAUUGAUGGACCAGGAAUACGUGUCGCACUGGCAUCCAAAUUUGACCGUUAACCUAGUGUUUGAUGAAACCAAUUGGGUGUACGGUCAGGUACCGCAGCCAUUGGACGAAUAUAUACAUUUCUUACCCGGUGGAAAUUCUUACAAGCCGAUACUAUAUAUGAAUGAUUUUUGGAACAUGCAGCGGGACUAUCAGCCGUUAAAUAAUACCAUAGAGCAAUUGGAGCUCAGGUUGACUUACCAGCCGCUUUCAUUGUUCAAGUGGCAGAUAUACGCGGCUCAGUCUGUUAGAAAUAAAUGGACGUCGUCAUUCAUGGGAGAGGCAUCUGACGAUGAUGAUAACGAUCAAGAUACUCUGAAAGAAACCUUGCUCGAAACGAAUCCAUAUCUAUUAGGGUUGACUAUAUUUGUGUCAAUUUUGCAUAGUGUGUUUGAAUUUCUAGCAUUUAAGAAUGACAUCCAAUUCUGGAACAACCGAAAAUCGUUGGAAGGGUUGUCGGUGCGUUCUGUAUUUUUCAAUGUAUUCCAGUCCCUCGUCGUUCUCCUCUACGUUCUGGACAACGAGACGAAUACGGUUGUGCGCAUCAGCUGCGCGAUAGGUUUGUGUAUCGAGGUGUGGAAGAUCAAUAAAGUUGUGGACAUUAAUGUCAAUAGAGAAGCGAAAGUACUCGGGAUCUUCCCGAAGAUAUCAUUCCAAGACAAGGGAUCGUACGUGGAGUCUUCUACGAAGGAAUACGACAGGCUCGCCUUCAAGUAUCUUUCAUGGGCGCUGUACCCUUUGCUCGGGGGAUACGCCAUUUAUUCCUUAAUGUAUCUGGAGCAUAAGGGAUGGUACUCCUGGAUCCUCAGUAUGUUGUACGGAUUCCUGCUGACUUUCGGAUUUAUCAUGAUGACGCCGCAGCUGUUCAUCAACUACAAGUUGAAGAGCGUCGCGCACCUCCCAUGGCGCAUGUUGUCGUACAAAUUCCUGAACACGUUUAUCGACGAUAUCUUUGCAUUUGUGAUAAAGAUGCCAACGUUGUACAGAAUCGGCUGCUUCCGCGACGACAUUGUUUUCUUCAUAUUUUUGUACCAAAGAUGGAUAUACAAGACCGAUCACACUCGCGUGAACGAGUUUGGCUUCUCUGGCGAGAUGGAGGCGCAGCUCGUGGAGAACAAGAAACAAGCAGCUGUUAAGGACCGCCCGGCAAAGGACGGGUCGGCGAAAAAGAAUGAAUAAUGCUCGAUGCACAUAGAUUUAGCAUCAAGUAUGUUGUAUACUACGUUGCCCCGAAUUAAUAAAAUGUCCGAUACCAAAGGAACAUAAUUACACACAUCGAUAAUUUAUUUGUAACAAAUUUCUGCAUAAUGUGUGUACGUGUGUACAUGUUUGUUCCAUUUUCGAGUUCAUAUGCCAACGAGAAUAUCGCGACGUCUAGCAGAGAGAUCGGGUUAGAGAUAAAUUCCUUUGUCCGAACUUGUAAAGCACGCGCGGAGACGCGCGAAGAGAUCUGUAAACUGUAAAAACUGUAAAACGAACUACGAAUGGUAUACACACACGCGUGCAGGAGAGAUAGCUCGUCGUAGAUGUAUCUCGCGAGCCUCUGAGAACAAAGCUGUAAAUGUAGGUAAUAAAAAAAAACAGAAAACCCAAUAAACAUCAACGAUUUCAGACGAUGUUAGCAUUCAAAUUAUCAGGCGAGAUGUUGCUACGAAAUAAAAUGGAUUUAAUUAUCACACAUCA